This is a messenger RNA of Dermochelys coriacea (leatherback sea turtle), 3125 nucleotides long. RefSeq names its product UDP-GlcNAc:betaGal beta-1,3-N-acetylglucosaminyltransferase 8 (gene B3GNT8). Gene Ontology annotation, cellular component: membrane. The record is from RefSeq and is a predicted model, not a curated record. Gene Ontology annotation, molecular function: protein N-acetylglucosaminyltransferase activity. NCBI's taxonomy places the organism in Eukaryota, Metazoa, Chordata, Testudines, Dermochelyidae. The transcript is spliced from 3 exons. Bases 1598 to 2809 code for a protein of 403 amino acids.
AUUGCACGUGGCCAUGGGGUGCUGGGCAGUGGGGGCAGGAGCCGCUUUGUAGCGUGGGCCUAGGGGACCAGACAGCAAAUGUGACAAAUCAGGAUGGGGGUGGGGGGUAAUAGGAAAAAGACCCCAAAAUCGGGACCCUACAUGGGGGGCUCAGCGGUAGCCGAUUGGAUCAACUCCACUGUUGCUCUGAGCCCUGGAUGCGCACAGGCUGGGGGCUGGUUUCCCCUGCUCUGCGCCCCCCCCCAGCCUUUCAUCCCAGCAAGGAUGUGCCCGGGCUCUGCUAUCCUCUGCUCGAGUCCUGGGCAAGUCCUCACCUAGCUCCCUGCCUCAGUUUCCCCACAGGACAAUGAUCCUUCUCCUCCUGCGCUACGAGCUCCCAGCUGGGCCAAAGGCCGGGGCCGGCUCUGUCCUGCUGCUCCCCUUUGGUAGGACGGGUGGCAGGGCCCUAGGCUGGGUUUUGACCCCGAGAAGGGAGCGGGGCUGGAGGCAGGAAACCGUCAGGAACUUGGCCGUUGCUUUGACACGGGAGGGCCCAGGCGCCACACGGAUGGAGGCUGGGCAAGAACCCGCAGGCGCCAGGGGAAGGAGCCGGGAGCUGCCCCCGCCCCGUCCUGGGGGAGAUUCUCCCAGCUCCCUGGGUGGCCAAACCUGAAUCUCUCCCCACCCCCACGCGGUGCGAACGCCCCCUGCCUGGCGCUGGGGAAACAUGUCCAGACAAAGGGGUGGCAGGUGAUGGCCACGGACCUGCCCAGAUGGGGGGGGCUGAGAGCCAUUGACCCAAACAGCAAACCCUGGAUGUGAUGGAAACCAGGCCAGGGGGUGGGGGGCAGCCCCCCCCAGUCCCAGCUAGGGUGACCAGACAGCAAGUGUGAAAAAUGGGGAUGGGGGUGGAGGGUAAGAGGCGUUUAUAUAAGACAAAGCCUCAAAUAUCGGGCCUGUCCCUAUAAAAUCGGGACAUCUGGUCACCCCAGUCCCAGCCCCCCAGGCUGGGUCUUCGGACGCUCUGCAGAGCCGGCUGGGGAUGGGGCAUUUCCUGCAGAGCCCGGAGCCGAUUCAGCUUUAUGAAUAUUUGAUGGCCGAUGAAAUCUCUGAAAGGCCCCACCCUUCCCUCUGUCUUGUGUGUGGGCAGGGCCGCCCGGGUAUUUCGGGACUGGUGCUUUGCUUUGCCUUUUCCUUCUCACCGGCGGAGGGGGCCAGGGGUGGUUUGUAUGCUCCGGGUUUAGGAUGUGACUCAGAGGUGGGUGAGUGUCGCUCAGAACCAGCAAGAGGAGCUGAAUUGCCUGGAGGUCCCACCAGCUUGGCUUGACUGUGCUCCGCCGGCGAACAAGUUGAUCCCAAAGCCACCCAGAUUUGUGACUUGGGCAAUGAUGUGGCCCUGGCUCGCCGGGGAUGAGGCCAAGGGACCCCCAGCCCCACAGGGGCUGUGAUGCUGACCGGAAGCUCCCAGGCAGAUCUUUGCAGCCGGCUGCUGAUCUCGGAUUGUCUCUUCGCAGAGACCAGACUCGGGCCGUCACUAGCCCAGCGAGGGGAAUGGCUGCCCCAAGCGUGGGGGAAACCCUGUGUUGAGUCGCGCAAGGCUCCGUGAUGGCAGAGGACCAUGAAGGGGACCAAGCUGCUGACGGUGGCCUUGGCCCUGCUGACGCUGCUGGCCCUGAAGGCCUAUAUGGACUGGAGCUUGGAGCAGCCCGAGCACCUGCCCCCCCCUGAGCCCACCUGGCACCCCAGCCCCCCCCGGCUCACCAAGCCGCUGGGGGACGAUCCGGCGGGGCUGCUGCUCCGUCUCAACGCUUCGCUACAGCUGCUGCGCCACAGUGUCCCCGAGGCGGACGCCUACUGGAACCGCCAGCAGCACGGGCUCUUCCGGGCGCUGGAGGGGGGGCCGGCCAACAGCACGUGGGGCUGCGGGGACGGGCUGGCCGCGGCGGCCACGAUCAGGGACUUCGCCUCGUACCCGGAGCAGCACCGGCGCUUCGUGCUGCAUGCUGAGUGCCGCAACUUCCCACUGCUGGUGAACCAGCCCCACAAGUGCGCCGGCAACAGGACCUUCCUGCUGCUGGCCAUCAAGUCAGUGCCGGGCAACUUCGCCGCCCGCCAGGCCGUGCGGGAGACCUGGGGCCGGGAGGGGGAGCACGGGGGGCAGCCGGUGCGCACAAUCUUCCUGAUGGGCGCGGCCCACGGCCAGCACCAGCCCGACCUGCGGCGCCUGAUCGCCUACGAGAGCCAGGCCUACGGCGACGUCCUGGUGUGGGACUUCGAGGACACGUUCUUCAACCUGACCCUCAAGGACUUCCUCUUCCUGGGCUGGGCGCUGGCGCACUGCCCCGACGCCCGCUUCGUGCUCAAGGGCGACGACGACGUUUUCAUCAACACGCCGCGGGUGCUGACCUACCUGGGGGCGCUGGACACGCGUCGGGCCCAGACGCUCUACACCGGGCAGGUCAUGGCCAACGCCUCCCCCUUCCGCCAGGCCAGCAGCAAGUACUACAUCCCUGAGUCCUUCUACGCGGGGCCGUACCCGGCCUACGCCGGCGGGGGCGGCUACAUCUUCUCGGGCCGCCUGGCCCCAGCCCUCUUCCUGCUGGCUCAGCACGUGGCCUUCUACCCCAUCGACGACGUCUACACCGGGCUCUGCUUCCAGGGGCUGGGGGUGCGGGCCGAGGCCCACCCCGAAUUCCAGACCUUCGACAUCGCUGAGAAAGACCGGGCCGACCCCUGCGCGCACCGGCAGCUGCUCCUGGUGCAUCGGCGCAGGCCGCAGCAGACCAUGCAGCUGUGGCGGCAGCUUCGCGACCCCCAGCUGAAAUGCUGAUGGGGGGGCUGAGCGCUGGCGCUUGCUGCAGGGGCCCCAGCCUCAGGCGAAGCUGGCCCCGGUGUGGCGGGGGCUCCGGCAGGGCUGGAGGCGGCUGCCCGUGCUGGGGGGCAGGACAAGAGAACGGGCCAAGUGGAAACGUAGCCCCGGCUCUCUGCCGUCAGACCCGCAAAUUCCCUCCCGCUGCAUUUAACCAGCCCCCCAGCUGCGAGCUGGGCCAUGGACCUGGGCGGGAGCUGUGUGCGCCUGGGGGCGGGGGGCACUGCUCCGUGCAGCUGGCUGUCGUCCCGGAUGGGCCAUUAAAGAGUGUCUGGCA